This is a messenger RNA of Thermothielavioides terrestris NRRL 8126, 1111 nucleotides long. RefSeq lists its product as uncharacterized. Gene Ontology annotation, biological process: transcription initiation at RNA polymerase I promoter; nucleolar large rRNA transcription by RNA polymerase I. The record is from RefSeq and is a predicted model, not a curated record. Gene Ontology annotation, cellular component: RNA polymerase I upstream activating factor complex; nucleus. The transcript has 4 exons. NCBI's taxonomy places the organism in Eukaryota, Fungi, Ascomycota, Sordariomycetes, Sordariales, Chaetomiaceae. The coding region runs from base 134 to 970 and encodes 278 amino acids. Gene Ontology annotation, molecular function: RNA polymerase I cis-regulatory region sequence-specific DNA binding.
AGCCUUCGCCGAGGGGCCCCGGGUUCUCGCCUCUCCGUUCCAAACCUUGCCAACAACGUCAGGCGCAGCUGCCGGUCGCCCGGCAAACGCACCCAACCCGGCUGCGAUUGAUGUGCCCUGCCGACCCGGCAACAUGUCUACCCCACUGACGGACGAGGAGACGCGAACGUACACCCGCAUCAUCGAUGGCAUUCUUGCGACGGUAGACCUGCAGACUGUGACGCGCAAGAAGAUUCGGCAGGGUCUGGAGGCGGCCAUUGACAAGGACCUCAGCGAUCAGAAAAACGCGAUCAAGACCUUGAUCGAGGCCCGCUUCGACGCCAUAUCUUCCGAGGCUGCUCAGGCCAUCCCAACCCCCACAUCCGGCGCAGCCGCCGAGUCGUCUCCCAAUCACGACGCCAACGGUCGGUCGCCAUCCGAUGACGCAGACGACGAUAGGGGCGCUGACGGCGAGAUCCGAGUCUCGUUGCCGCCGGCUAGCAAGAAGCAGAAACGGGAAAGCUCGACAGAGGAUGCCGAUGCGCGCUUGGCCGCCGAGCUGCAGGCACAGGAGAAUAGGCUGUCUCGCGGCCGGGUGACCCGCGGUGCCGGUGCCGGGAAUGCCAAGGCGAAACCCAAGACCAUCAAGAAGAAGAAGAGCGCGAAGCGGGUGCGCUCUGACGACGAUGACUCCAAUGCCGAGGAUUCGGACGGCGGCGACAAGCCGAAGCGGAAGGCGGGCGGCGGCUUCCAGAAGCCAUUCAUCCUCAGCGACCCGCUGGCAGAGCUGUGCGGUGAGAGCCAGCUGUCCCGCCCGCAGGUCGUCCAGAGACUCUGGAAGUAUAUCAAGGGCAACAACCUCCAAGACCCGAACGACGGGCGACAGAUCCUCUGCGACGAAAAGAUGAGAGCCGUCUUCAAACAGGACAAGGUGACCAUGUUCACCAUGAACAAGCUUCUAGGGCACCAGCUGUAUCCCAUCGACGAGUAGGCAACCGGCUCGGUUCGCGCGGAGCUGGGAUUUGCAGGCUAGGUCGGCGUGCUUGGCGUCUUGGGACAGAACUUGCUUUGGGAUCGGAGGAUUAUGCGCUCAUGCCUUUUCUCUUUUUUACCCUCCUCGCUUGCCUACUCA